Messenger RNA from Stegodyphus dumicola, 923 nucleotides. RefSeq names its product Calcium and integrin binding family member 2 (gene Cib2). NCBI's taxonomy places the organism in Eukaryota, Metazoa, Arthropoda, Arachnida, Araneae, Eresidae. Gene Ontology annotation, molecular function: calcium ion binding; magnesium ion binding. The record is from RefSeq and is a predicted model, not a curated record. Gene Ontology annotation, biological process: calcium ion homeostasis.
CGAAGAGACAGAGAGAGGACAGCAUCCUGGAGCAAACUACGUCCAGGAAAACUUCUUCUGUUCCUGGCUAACAUAUGGGCAACAAAGUGGUGACUUUUACGGAAGAGCAACUCGAAGAUUACCAAGACUGUACAUUUUUUACGAGGAAGGAAAUUUUAAGGGUGCACAAACGCUAUCGGGAAUUGGAUCCACAUAAAAUUCCGAAAGAAAUGACUGGAGAUGAAGCUCAUACUGUAACUGUACCUUUAGAAAAAGUAGAGAAGAUGCCAGAACUUCGAGAGAAUCCUUUUCGACAGCGUAUUUGCAAGGUAUUCUCCCACGAUGGCAGUGGGAAUAUGACAUUUGACGACUUUUUAGACAUGUUAUCGUGCUUUAGUGAGCAAGCACCUAGAGACGUCAAGGUUGUCUAUGCAUUUAGGAUAUACGAUUACGACGGGGACAAAUUUAUUGGGCCCGAUGACCUUAAGCAAGCAACCAUUGCAUUAACGAGAAGUGAAUUGAAUUCAGAAGAAGUAAAUCUAGUGGUUGAGAAAGUACUGGAAGAGGGUGAUAAUGAUGACGAUGGAAAAUUAUCUUUCAUGGAGUUCCAGAGUAUCAUAUCCAAAGCACCGGAUUUCCUUAGCACAUUCCACAUUCGUAUAUGAAGGAACAGUAACAAGACAAGAAGUAUUCCUGAAACAUCAAACAUUAUUAAGCAGUAUCUUCUUCAACUUAAAUAGAAUCCCCCUGACUGAUUGACAGCAUUUAAAAAAAGAUCAAAUUUGUACUCCAAUUUUAGAAAGGUUUUACAGACUAAACGGACAACUGCUUUGUAUAAAUUUAUGAAGAUCAGAUAGAAAUUUGUACAGUGAUGUAUCAAUAUAAAAUAUGUACAGCUUCGCAUGUUAAACAGUUUUAUAUUUCAAAAUAAAGAAUUCAUGAAA